This is a messenger RNA of Melampsora larici-populina 98AG31, 705 nucleotides long. RefSeq lists its product as uncharacterized. The record is from RefSeq and is a predicted model, not a curated record. Lineage: Eukaryota; Fungi; Basidiomycota; Pucciniomycetes; Pucciniales; Melampsoraceae. Bases 15 to 446 code for a protein of 143 amino acids. The transcript has a single exon.
CACAAGACAAUAGCAUGUACCCUCCUCCGAGACUGGAGAGUCAACCCUCAUAUCCUAACUCGAGUGAAGCAUCCAAUUAUGGAUCACAUGAGAACAGAGCUCGAAUAGAAAGUUUAGAAGGAUUGAACGCAGGAGAUUCAGUGAAGAUUAUUAGUCCUCCGAUGAAUUCGGAUCCUACGACACCUUUUCCUUCACCUCCUACUCAAGUCGAAAUCAAUCCUACGCCAAAGGAAUCAUUUGAGUAUAAAUCACAUGGAAACAGAGAUCAAAUGCAAAGCCUGAAAGGAUCUAGUGGAGGCAAUUCAGCAAAUAUGACCAGUCCUCUGAAGAAUUCAGGGCCUAUGACACCUUGUACUUCACCUCCUACUCAAGUUGGAGUGGAUGAUGGGAGGUCAGGAGUUGGAGGUGAGGAACUCUUUUGGAAUUAUAUCAGAGCAGAAAAGUAAAAGCAGUGGUGGAUGUGUUUAGGUGGAUUGCAUGAAAGAAAUUGGUUUUCUUUUGUAUUUGCAUAUUGCUUGUUAUGAGGUUUGAUGAUCUUGCCAUUACUUUCUUGUAGUAAGACAUGUGAUAUGGUCAGAUAUCUUAGUAGCUAGUAAAACCAAGGGAAUCACUAUGAUCAAAGCCUGAUUGAGUACCAUUGUGGUGUCUGAUUCUGCAGAUUUUCUUGGUCACAAAUAUUGUUUGCAACUGGUUCACAUUACAUUC